Schistocerca piceifrons (Central American locust) is the source of this 457-nucleotide messenger RNA. RefSeq names its product pro-resilin-like. The record is from RefSeq and is a predicted model, not a curated record. Bases 38 to 457 code for a protein of 139 amino acids. NCBI's taxonomy places the organism in Eukaryota, Metazoa, Arthropoda, Insecta, Orthoptera, Acrididae. Gene Ontology annotation, cellular component: extracellular matrix. The transcript has 4 exons.
CUCCAACUGCCUCACACCAGCCCAUCACAGUAGCGACAUGGUGUCUACAAUCUCCGUGGUGGUGGCAUGCCUGGUGGCGGCGGCAACAGCGGCCCCCGACCUGUCCUACCUGCCCCCAGCUGCUGGGGGCGGCGUUGGGGGUGGCGCUGGGGGUGGCUACGGUCGCGGAGGACCCGGCGGCGCCGGUGGUGGCGGCGGUGGCGGUGAUGGACCAUCGGAGCCGGCCAACUACGAGUUCUCCUACGAGGUGCAGGACGCGGCCGCAGGGCUCGACUUCGGCCACAAGGAGUCCCGCCAGGGUGACGUUGCCAACGGCAUGUACCACGUGCAGCUGCCCGACGGCCGCCAGCAGCGCGUAGAUUACGUGGCCGACGAGCAGGGCUACCGGCCCAACGUCAAGUACGAGGGCACCGCCACCUUCGGCGGCCCCGGAGGCGCCUUUAAACUUUACUUCUAA